Molecule: messenger RNA, 466 nt
Organism: Vitrella brassicaformis
Lineage: Eukaryota; Vitrellaceae
Source: the annotation of a GenBank genome assembly
CCAGACUUUUACCUAUUCACAUCAGACACAUCCGUAGAACAGAGAUCCCACCCCUGACUCCCUGUCUGUCGGUCACUCGGCUAGUGGUAGCUGUUGGCCCCCCUUAAGUUGCUGCUACUGCUGCCGUGGCCAUAGUGCUCGACGCAGCAAAUGGGCUGUGAGCCGACAUACGUCAGCUUGCCCUUGAGGCAGUUGUAGGUCACGGCAGCAUAGUGGUAGCUGACGCACUUGGUGUCCUCCUUUGUCAGCUCAUAUAGUAGCCGGACGGGCACUUGUAGAGCUGGUCAUAGUGGGUCUCGGCGUAGCACUUGGUGCCGUCCUUGGUCAGCUGAUAGCUGUGGGGACACUCAUAGUGGAUGUCGUGGUGCUUCUUGAAGACACACUUGUGGCCAGAGAUGGCCGUGUGUGCGGUAGGGUGUCUUGUGCCCAUAUGUGGUCCACUUGCAGCCCUUGUGGGUCAACACAG